Messenger RNA from Pelobates cultripes (western spadefoot toad), 9825 nucleotides. The record is from the annotation of a GenBank genome assembly. NCBI's taxonomy places the organism in Eukaryota, Metazoa, Chordata, Amphibia, Anura, Pelobatidae.
CCCCUCGCGGCGGGUGAAGGCGGAAGUACUCGGUGCCGGCUGCAGGGAGCGAGUUACCGGACCGGAGAGCUGCCGGCCGCGGGGCAUGCUGGGGGAAUUAGAGUAAGCACCCGGGCUGGCUGAGCGUCCUGGGAGUUUCCAACACUUACAACGCUCAGCCAGGACCCGACUAACACCCUGACUGUGACCCCCACAACGCUCAGCCAGGACCUGAUUAACACCCUGACUGUGACCCCCACAACGCUCAGCCAGGACCCGAUUAACACCCUGACUGUAACCCCACAACGCUCAGCCAGGACCUGUUGCUGACUGUGACCCCCACAACGCUCAGCCAGGACCCGAUUAACACCCUGACUGUGACCCCCACAACGCUCAGCCAGGACCCGAUUAACACCCUGACUGUGACCCCCACAACGCUCAGCCAGGACCCGAUUAACACCCUGACUGUGACCCCCACAACGCUCAGCCAGGACCCGAUUAACACCCUGACUGUGACCCCCACAACGCUCAGCCAGGACCCGAUUAACACCCUGACUGUGACCCCCACAACGCUCAGCCAGGACCCGACAACACCCCGGACUGCGGACCCCCACAACGCUCAGCCAGGACCCGAUUAACACCCUGACUGUGACCCCCCACAACGCUCAGCCAGGACCCGAUUAACACCCCUGACUGUGACCCCCACAACGCUCAGCCAGGACCCGACUAACACCCUGACUGUGACCCCCACAACGCUCAGCCAGGACCCGAUUAACACCCUGACUGUGACCCCCACAACGCUCAGCCAGGACCCGAUUAACACCCUGACUGUGACCCUCACAACGCUCAGCCAGGACCCGAUUAACACCCUGACUGUGACCCCACAACGCUCAGCCAGGACCCGAGUAACACCCUGACUGUGACCCCCACAACGCUCAGCCAGGACCCGAUUAACACCUUGACUGUAACCCCCGCAAAGCUCAGCCAGGACCUGAUUAACACCCUGACUGUAACCCCCAAAACGCUCAGCCAGGACCAGAUUUAAGAUGUGGGAUUACACAAGGUCUAAAUUUACAUUUCCUGGGUUUGACCCCUUUUUACUCCAAACAUCCCAUGUGUAGUGACUCAGGCAAAGAAACCAUGAUUUGGGCAAAACUUGGUGAAAAUCAGUUAAUGAUACUGAGACUAAAACAAGUGUACUAGGAAACAGUGAAAACAUAACUGGCUGCAUUCAUCAUAGAGAUUUAAUAUACUCCCAUAACAGAAUGAAUAAACACAUAGAAACAUUCUAAAAAGGGGAGCAAUCAGCAGGAACAUUCCAUUGGUCUCCAUGGUGAUUGCUCCACUUUCAGAGCUGCCCAGUAUUGUUAUUUUAUAUGUGGCCCACUGUAUGUCUGCUCUCUGUUCAAACAAUGUCUGACCGCCACAUUAACAUGCUAAUGGAAAGGUUCAUAGCAAUUUGUGUCUAACUCCAUGUAUUUGUGUCCCUAGGCGUUUAUUAGUACAUAGCCCUAGAACCUACAAGGCCAGGGGGAUAUGGCAUGGGCAGCAUUUCCCAAGCCAGGGUCCCUGAUCGUUCCCGAUUGGCAUCAGACUGCUGAAGGGAAAGAAUAUCUGAAUUGCAUUCUCCGUAAGAAGAAAAGAAAGCUGUUUGGUGAGUCAUUUUUCUGUAUUAUUUAUCAAUCUUCAGGAAAGGUACAGGAGUAAUAUACCAGGGAAAUGAGUGUCUAUUAUUUGUGGGAUCAAGAUGAUGCAAUGUUUCCAUGGUUCCUUCCAAAUACAAACCAAAAACAGCAAAUACCUUUUACUUAAAAAAUCAACACUGUGGUGCCACAUGAACCAAUGAGAUCACCAAUCCCAUUAAAGCCAUCAAAUGUAGAGAGCAAAUAUCCAGGCACACACAGGAUGUCCAAAAUGCAGACUUUAUUAGAGUGCAAUGCCAUUCUAGCCCAAAAAGUCUGCAUUUUGGGCAUCCUGUGUGUUCUCUAAGUUUCCAUGGUUACUGUCCAAGAAUCAAGGUUCCCACCUUUAAAGGGAUAAAAGAUCCCAUUUUCACCCCUUUAAAUUGAAUAAUAGAGAGUAUGAUACAUUAAUGAGCCCUAUAUGGCAGCAGUCACUUUAUAACUUUAAUAUUCGCUGUGAUGGCCAGUUUGGCUAUCACAUCGAAUAUUAUUAUUAUUAUUAUUAUUAUUAUUAUUAAUAUAUUCACAUUUGAUGUUUUUGCAUUUCCUAUAAAUUAUCAAGCUUCACAGUCUCUGCAGUGAUUUUUCAUUAAACCAGAAAGUACCUCAUAGCUUUCAAUAGAAUGACUUAACAUGUCCCAUUAGCAAUACCCUGUGGGUACAACAAUGGUUGGUGUUUGUGAAAUCUAUAGACAGUUAAUUAAACCUUAUCCACUGAUUAUGGCUACAAGGAGUUUACCAUGCUAAAUAAGCAGACCAUUCCAUGCUGACGUGGUGUCUUUUAGGACCAGCUCAUGAUGGUAUCUGAGUGUAACUGGUCUUUAAUGGAGUUAAAACUGACAUGCAGAUUAUUUUAAUAUUUCUCUAACUGUUUGCAGGGCUUAUCGAGAGGCCUGUCCUCCCUCCGCAGCUUCCAGCGGAUAUAGCUAGCUACAAGAUUUUUGUUGCCGGUAAAAGUGGCGUUGGGAAAACAGCUUUGAUCGCAAAACUAGCAGGACUGGAAGUUCCACGCACCCACCAGGAGACUACAGGUAAAUGCACAUGGUCUUCUAGCUCUUCGUUGACUGAUGGCUAUUACAUAGCACUGUCACUACUGAUUUUACCGUUUGAGUCCGUAAUGAGACAAACCCUUAAUAUUAGGGCAUUACCAAUGAAUGCUGCUAAAUAAAAGUAGAGGUAGGUAGGUUUCUAGUGCUUGUUGUAUAGUGUGGAAGACAGCUUGAACAACCCAAACCAGAUUCUCUCCUACCUGGUUAAUGGUUUGUGGUUAAAGAAGACGUCUGUUCAGAGAGCAGCGCCUUGAUAAGGUCCUUAGAUCCAGGGUUAUGUGAAAUAAGAGGAGGAGAAGACAGAGGGAAUAUAGUGUAGUAUGUUAAUGCUUUUAAUAUGGAAAAAGAAAGAAAUACGCUUACAGUGUAUAGAGAACUAGCUCAAGUUGUAGCACCUCGGCAGUACAAUCCCCGCCUUUGGAUAUGGGCUGAGGGUUGUAAGCCAAUAGAAUAUUCGUUCCAACAUGUAAUAAAAACAGAAUAAUAACAGUGAUAUAGUAUAGUAUGUUAAAAGUCCAGGAAGGUGGGUAAAAUAUAGAUAAAGUGCACACUCACAUUUAAUGGAGCCUUUUGAUGGCUCCUUGUGGAAUAAUCCCUACUCUGUGAUAUAUCUGCAGAUUUCUUUCAUCGAUAUAUGCAGGUUAAAAUCCUCACUGUAAUAAAUCUAAAACGAGAAUUAUUUUUUUUAACAGUGUACACUGAGUUAAAAAGUAGAGUAAAAUAACAGAUGUACUCACUUAUGCUCAAUCCAUAGGCGUGUGUGGUAUAUUCCCCACCAAGGAAGAUGUAUCAGCUUCGGAAUAGCAGGAGGGUCCAGGAAUAGUAAUAAUAUAUAACGUUAACAGAAAGAUAGUAAAACAAAAUAGAAUAGUAUGAUACACACAAGUUUCACGCAUGAAUUAACCUUUUCCUAAUGUAUUUUCCUUUGUCAAAUGUUUCAAUAUUGAUAAGUGUGUGUGUGUAUAUAAUGCUCUGUGGAACCUGUUUAGUUGAUGAUGAAACAGUGUUGCUGGCAACUAUCUAUUUUUUAUUAAGCUACAAACAGUGUUACAAUAAAUUCCAAGUACAUAAUGGCCCAUGUUUUCUCAUAGGUUAUAAGCGUGUUUGAGCAAGGCCUUCCUUCUUCUUAUCCCUUUCUAUCAUUGCAAAGCUCUGCAGAAUAUGUUUAAUAAUAAUAAUUUAAAGUAUGGUUACUGACUUUCUCAUAACUGAGCCAUCAGUCAGGAUGGCAAAGUCUGUGGUUAAUGACUCAAUUAAUAUUAUAUUUUCCCUCUUUUUAAAAAUCUGUUCCCGCAGUGAUAAAUGUCUGUGACAAAGUUUCUUUAUAGCACGAAUGCAUAAACAUCUUCUAUUGGAUAAUCUCCCCCGUGACCAUGUAAAUGUUUAAACUGAGGAAUAAAUUGUUUUGCAAAUAUCUACAUGCUAUGUGAGAUGCUGUCUUUUUCCCUGUUGAGUCUAGCGUUUUAGUAAGGAUGGCUCAUGCUAGUGAUGAAACCAGUCAUGGUACCCUGCAAAAAUCUGGUAUUAAUAGGAAAUGCUCAUUUAAAAAAAAAUAAGUUGUGCAGGCAGUUACAAUUGGUAAUGUGACCGUAACUGCUCCUUGCGACAUGGCCAGUAGAUGCCCGCAGAGCUCAUUUUCUGUAUCAGGUCCCCCAUUAGAGAUGGUAUAUCCAGGUAUAUGGAAUAAGCACAAAUCACUAUGUAUCCCCAUCAUGCCACAAUAGUAUGUCAAUAGCUUCCUAAUGGUGUGUACUGGGGCCCUCUUUGUGUUGUGUGACUGGUUCAUAGGCAUGUUUAUAGUUCAAGUAAUCCAAUUUUUGCAGUAAACUCUGUUCUGCAUUUUCCAGGAAUCCAAACGACCUGUGUGUACUGGCCAGUCCGCCCCAGGGGCAGCGAACGUCCGGUUAUCUUCAGAUUUCAGUUCUGGGAUUGCGGAGAAUCCGCUCUAAGGAAGUUUGAUCAUAUCUUACCGGUUAGCAUCACGAAUGGGCUGGGUUGUUCGUUUAGAAAGAAAUUCAGUAAAUGGUGAAAUGUUACAGAGAUUCCUUUCGAAAAUAUGACUCAGAUUAUUGUAGGAAUUUCCACACAGAGCUUUUCAAUGCUUAGUUAAUCUCUCCUAUCUGUGCCCUGACCUCAGUGAGAUGACUAGGAUACGAUCUAGUUUGCAGAGAACAAAUGAUGGUCUCGGCACACCCAGUAAAUAUAAAUGGGAGCAGAUGAAUGCAACAUAUCGGCCCACAACAGGACCUUUGUCAAGGAUAAGAUCUAGAGCCACAUAAAGCACUUUCAGUUUGAUUCAAUUCCCUGUUUUGUUGAUAAACCCCAACAUAAAAAUACUAAGGUAUAGCUUCACCCUCUUAAGUCUUAAUGCAUAGUAUAACAGACACAAUGGUAUAGACCGUAUAAUGGGACAAGUAGACAUGUUUAGCUUUUCCUGGAGUUUAAAGGGACACUAUAGUCACCAAAGUAGCUUUAGCUUAAUGAAGCAGUUUUGGUGUAUAGGUCAUGACCCUGCAGUAUCACUGCUCAAAUCUCUGCCGUUUAGGGGUUAAAUCACUGUGUUAUGCAGCCCUAGGCAUGCCUCUCUCCAUGUGACUUACACAGCCUUCCAAACAACUUCCUGCAAAGAGUCAUCUAAUAUUUAAACUUUAUUGCAAAUUGUUUAAUUUAGAAUUUAUUAUACCCUGCUCUGUGAAUAGCUUGCAAGAUGCCGCAGGAGCUUCUUGUAUAUAAUUAAAGUUAAAUUUACAGAGCACAAGAUAAAAAAAAAGUAAAUAAAGUUACAUGUGAUUGAAUAUGAAGCCAUUUUGUUUUCAUGCAGGCUGUAUGAGGGGAAUUGUGGCUAGUGCUGCAUAAACAGAAACAAAAGUGAUUUAACUCCUAAAUGGCAGUGAAUUGAACAGUGGCACAUCAAGGGCAUGAUCUACACUAGAAAACUAUUUCAUUAAGCAAAAAUUGUCUUGUGACUAUAGUGUCCCUUUAACUCAUUCAAUUUAAAUACAUUUAAGUGUGGUUGUAGCAAGUGCCUGCUAAUUGUGCUGUUUUUUAUGCUAUUCUCAAGGCAUGCAAGGAAAAAGGAGAUGCAGCUCUCUUCGUGUUUUCCUUCACAGAUCGUUCAUCAUUUGAGGAUGUCCCGGCACUAAUCUCGCGGAUGCUCGGUGAGGAUGAGGAUCUGGCACGAGUGGUGAUUGGUACCAAGUAUCCUGCUAAUAAGCUACCUGGCCACCUGGCCAGUUUCUUCUGUUCUGUAACAAAUAGUUAUUGUAGCUGAGGUCUGAGGUGUGACCUAAUGCACAUACAUGGACGGAUUAGUAAUAUAAUAUGUGCACACAAGCAGUUUCCCAACAAGGACAUUAACCCAGUGAGCCUUUUCCCACAAUUCCCACCACGCAAAAAACCCAGAAUGUGUUAUUACAUAUUAUAAGUUUAUUAUACGACAUUGUGGUGGGACAUUUAACAUAUCCACAAAAUGGAUUGUUAUAUCACGCACCGUAUUUACCAUCAUAUCACACACUGUAUUUACUACCAUAUCAUACACCGUAUUUACCAUUAUAUCACACACUGUAUUUACUACCAUAUCACACACUCUAUUUACCAUCAUAUCACACACUCUAUUUACUACCAUAUCAUACACCGUAUUUACCAUUAUAUCACACACUGUAUUUACUACCAUAUCACACACUCUAUUUACCAUCAUAUCACACACUCUAUUUACUACCAUAUCAUACACCGUAUUUACCAUCAUAUCACACAUACCACUUUUUAGUGAAUAAACCCAUUUAUUUUGACUCCUCAAUAGCCGUAUGUAGAGCCAGGAAGCUUCUCUAGAUGUGUAAAGCGAUGGUUAUGUUUGGGUUCCUUAACGCCAUGUCAGACUAGAUCAGUACAUGCACACUGAUGUCACAGAACAGGACCUUCGUGACUUCCAGAGGACGUGGCACCUGCCCAUAAUGCGGGUGAGAAGUGUCAAUGGUCCCUGGCUGUCUGAUGGGCGCAGUCUGGAUGGGAGCGUUGGAUUGGCAGAUGCAGCUCCUGUGCUGAAUGGCUUGGCAGAAUUGCUGUGGCACAGAGACCAAGUGGCUGCUGGACUAAAGUCUAUCAUUGUAUAACCACCAGAGCCACGUCCCACACAUUUAGCACACUUGCAGAAUUCUGUACUCAAAAAACUGAAGGCUAUCGUUUCCUUGACCAGCAGGGGGCAGCAUAAUACUACUGUGCCUUUUAACCUUUGUGUUCCCAUUCCAUGUGUUUGUUAUAUACUAAUGUUUAUAGGGCAUUCACAGCUGAGAGUCUGUGUCCCUGGACAAUACUCCAUAAUAAUAGUAAAUACAGAUGCUGGUCAUUACAUUUGCUGCUGUCACUUUGUGAAAUGAUGCUCAGGAAGCAGUGACCUCUGUGUAGUGAACACAACUUCUGUACAGUGAUUAGGUUAAAAUAUGUUAUACACCCCAUCUUUGAAUCAGAGUGAGCGCCACUGGCCAAAAAUAGGCUCCCGAGGCCAGUUUGCAGAAGAUUAAGGCAUUUCCAUGAAAACACACAUUGACCUCACUUCCCUGGCUGCAGCUCCAGUGACAGAUCCCAAACAGGGGUUUGAUUUAUAGCAGGAAAGAGGACCUGACCCCAAUUACACGGGUUAGACUGAUUAAGGCAUAGUUGGGCAAUUUAAAGAGUAAUGACAUUUCAACUAGAAAAUGAUGUAAGUUCUAUUGAAUGAACAUGCUUCCUGAUUAACUCCUACAGGGCUGGCAGGUAUUAUCCGGCUUGAGUAAUUACUAAGCAUUGCAUUGAUCUCUGACCCAGCUGGGUCCCAAGGUCCAUUAAUGCACUCAUUAUGGAAAUCUAAUACAGUGUCACUUUAGCAGCCAAAUCUACCCAAAUCUAUGGUGAAUAGGUAACUAUUUGUUUUCAAACAUUUCUAUAUUCACAUUUACUGCCUUAACCCCUUAAGGACCAAACUUCUGGAAUAAAAGGGAAUCAUGACAUGUCACACAUGUCAUGUGUCCUUAAGGGGUUAAAGGAAAUCAGGGAGGAGGAACACAAGCAAACUGUUUAUUUGUAUUGACGAUGCAUGGAGUAGCGUUCCAGCAGAGAUGGUAGAGACUGAUUAGAAUGGAGUGGCGCAGGAUACAGACCCAUUAUCCUGAUUGUGAUCAAUAUGAAGUAUACACCUGAUCGUUUAGGCAGUUGAUGGGAAGACAAGCAAGCUGUCAUUCAACAUGCCACUCAUGUCUGCCACAGCUAGCACCACGGCGGCAGUGUACAGGGUGCUGCACUCCAUAUUUGUUGGCAUUCUGGUGCCCAUUUGUGCCAGUGUGGGAGUGCAGCAUGCAGCUUCAGGUAAGUAUAUCUUUUAAACUAGGCUUUUCCAGGUGAUUUUGAUCUAAGAAAAUGUUUGAUUUUUCUUUUCCGAAUGUUUACAGUGUCCACUCCUUGUGUGAGCAGCUUAGACUAUUUGGAAAAGGCAUUUUUUAUGGUAUUCAAAAAUUGCUUUUGUUUUAUAUUGACCUCUACACCUUUGUUAAAUCAUUAUUUAAAGUGCUACAUUCAAAUGGAUAUUCAAAUUUCAACAAAUACGUCUGUUUUUCCAGAACAAUGUCUAUUUUGCAAAGUAUUAUUCUGUUUUAUGUUGAAUAGUGCCACCAUAAUUUGCAGGGCAGAAGAUGUGUCCUUAUUGAACUAACCAAAAUGUUGGCACCUUAUUCAGAAGUGAAUUACAUGUUCCUAUAGUGGGAUGUGGUCACUGUGGUUAAGGAAAGAUCAGAUGUCCCUUUUAACAAGGUACGAUUUUUUAUUUACUUGUUCAAUAAAUUUCUUUUAUACAAGCUACAAGUCGACCACCUUCCACUAAAGAAGGGUAGAUGCCCCCUUAAAGGCACACAUAUCCAUACACCAGGAGCCAGGUCCAGGCUCCUUGAAAGGUGAGAAGCCAAUUUGUUCCUUAAUGCAUUUCUACUGUAUGUGGGAGAAAUUACACUAGAAGCUGCAUCGCUUCCCCUAUUUCCCUGCCCUCUUCUCUCCUUUUUUUAAUUCCUCUGAGGUACCUGUAAACCAAGAGAAUCAAGGGUUUGGUGUCACCAAAUGCCCAAGUGACUUGAGCCUAUCCCAGGAGGCUCUGUCCCAUGUGAGUGAAACCAUUGUGAUCCGUAUCACCAUAAUCACUUCAAAAUUCUGUAUCACUAUAAUAUUGCACUAUGUUAGCUUUAUUGUGACAGAUCUAUAUAUUGAAACACAUUGUUUAAAAACGAAAAUUGUGUUAACCCAUAGGGGUAAGUUCAAAAAUUAUAAGCCCUCCACUUAUACACCAGUGGUGGGAUAAAUAUAUUUUUCACUUCUGUGUGCAUCUUUUCUAUAAAAUUUUGUGGGGGAGAGAGUCCCUAUUUUGUGUGGUAGCUGCUAAAUUAAUGUAAAAUAUCAGAUCAUUUUUCAAACACUUAUAUUUGUUUAAUUUCAAUUAGAAGAUACUUUCAAAUGCUUGUUGCAGAACUGCAUUCAUAUCUGUGCUCUCUGGGUGUCUUAUAAGACACGCCAUUAAACACAGUUAGUCUGUGCCGUAUAACCAUCUUACUGCCAAACACCACUACAGAUCAGGCUUCUUUGACAAUGAACCAGUUAAAAUGAAGGGCACGUGUUCAGCAGAAGAUAUGUUGAAUAUUCUGUAAUAUUCCUCUCUUUACUGCAGCCUCAGGACAGAGAUUAAUUGUAAUGCUUGUUGGAACACAACCAUGAACACGAAUGAGCGACUUAUUCACACCUGUUCUCAAGUGUAUGUAUAUAUAUGUACUUAUACAGCACCAACAUAUACUGCUGCGCUGUACAAUGGAUGUAAAGGAUGCAAGAAAUUAUAAACAACAAACCAAGUCUGAUAUACAGAAACAUGAUUUAUAAGAUGUAGUAGAAGGUAAUUACAUCAAUGGUGUAAAAAGUGCAGGAUGUUUAGAGGAAAAUAUAAAACUACCAAUAUUUUGAGGUUUUUUUUUUUUUUUUUGUCUACCCAGCAUUUUUUCUUAUAACUUUAUACAAUUCAAUAAACAAAACGUCUGGUUGGCUGCUGACAUCACAUGCUCUCUAUAGCCUUGUUUUAUGUUUUUUUCUAUUCAAUGGCUGUCACUGUGACU